Molecule: messenger RNA, 1335 nt
Organism: Schistosoma mattheei
Lineage: Eukaryota; Metazoa; Platyhelminthes; Trematoda; Strigeidida; Schistosomatidae
Source: the annotation of a GenBank genome assembly
AUGGCGACGGCGCUUAACGACAUUUUGUUUCGUCUGAGUCGAUCUUCAAGUAGUAUGAUUGAGAGGCGUUCCAUUUUGCGUCUUACGGAUGUUUCAAGUCUUGCUGAACUAGCACACAGAGAAUACCAAGCUGGAGAUUAUGAACGGGCUGAACAACAUUGUAUGCAAUUAUGGCACCAGGACCCGGAAAAUACAUCUACUUUGUUACUACUCAGUUCUAUACACUUCCAGUGUCGCCGGAUGGAAAGGUCAGCCUACUUCAGCCAGUUGGCUAUCAAACAAAACCCGCUAAUGGCAGAGGCGUAUUCCAAUCUCGGGAAUGUUUUCAAAGAGCGAGGGCAGUUGAAAGAAGCAAUUGACAACUACAGACACGCACUAAGAAUAAAACCCGAUUUCAUUGAUGGAUACAUUAAUUUGGCUGCUGCUUUAGUUGCUGCUGGUGAUAUGGAGUCUGCAGUAAACGCUUAUGCAACAGCACUGCAGUACAACCCAGAUUUAUAUUGUGUACGAAGUGAUCUGGGGAACUUACUAAAGGCACUUGGACGAUUGGAUGAGGCGAAAUCAUGCUAUCUGAAAGCGAUUGAAACCUGUCCAACGUUCGCAGUGGCUUGGAGCAACCUGGGAUGUGUGUUCAAUGCUCAAAAUGAGAUAUGGUUGGCAAUCCAUCACUUCGAAAAGGCUGUUACUUUGGAUCCUACUUUUCUGGAUGCUUACGUCAACCUUGGAAAUGUGUUAAAGGAGGCUCGUAUAUUUGACCGUGCAGUAGCAGCCUACCUAAGAGCUUUGACAUUAUCUCCAAAUAACGCUGUUGUCCACGGUAAUUUGGCCUGCGUUUACUACGAGCAAAAUCUUAUCGAUCUUGCCAUCGAUACUUACAAAAGAGCAAUUGAAUUGCAGCCAAAUUUCCCCGAUGCUUAUUGUAACUUGGCCAAUGCACUCAAAGAAAAGGGAAAGGUUUCAGAGGCUGAGGAAUAUUACAACACAGCCCUGAGAUUGUGUCCUACGCAUGCAGAUUCUUUAAACAACCUAGCGAACAUCAAGCGUGAGCAAGGAAAAGCGGAAGAAGCAAUACGACUAUACGUCCGAGCUCUUGAGAUAUAUCCUGAAUUCGCAGUAGCUCAUUCUAAUCUCGCAAGCAUGCUUCAAUUACAGGGAAAAUUGCAAGAAGCUUUGUUGCACUAUCGAGAAGCCAUUCGCAUAUCACCAACGUUUGCUGACGCUUACUCCAAUAUGGGGAACACCUUGAAAGAAUUGCAGGAUGUUCAAGGUGCGAUGCAGUGUUAUCAAGAGCUAUUCAGAUUAAUCCUGCCUUCGCUGAUGCUCAUUCGAAUCUAG